GACCUGACAAGUGACAGAGGCGGGCGACAGCUGACUUGCUGUUUUGAAUUUUCAAUUUUGGUUUUUGGUAUAGUACGGGUAAAAAAGAAAACAAAAAUAGUAAAAAUUUAAAUAAUUUAAAUUAGUAUUUACCAUAUAAAUUUUUGAUAUUGCAUUCCAAGUUUUAAUAAAGCUCAGAAUAACCAGUUAAAAUGACUGAUUAUUUUCAAGAAAUGGGAUGGAGAGAAUUACAGGAUGGAGAACAACCUAACCAUUUUUUGCAUUUAGCGCGACUUUUAAUGGAUUAUAAUAUAUUUGAAGAUAAUUUUACUGGAGAAUGGCCGAGACUGCCACCACCAGCAUCAAAGGAAGCUGUUAAUAAAUUGCCAGAGGUUGUUAUGUCUGAUGAAGAUAAAAGCUGUCCUAUUUGCCUGAAGAACUUUGAAAAGAAUGAAAAAGCAAAAAAAAUGCCAUGUAAUCACAUUUUUCAUCCUAAUUGUAUUUUGGUAUGGCUUGAAAAGACGAACUCAUGUCCAUUUUGCAGACAUGAACUCCCUACUGAUGAUGAAGCAUAUGAAGCUUUUAAAAAGGAAAAAAAGCGAGCAGAACAGAGAAAGGAAGAUCUAGAAUUGCUACAUAAUUCUAUGUUUAGUUGAUCAUUUUCCAUUUACUUAAUAUAUCAAUAUUUUUCAUUAAUAUAAUAAAAGUACUAAAAAGUAUGAAGAAAAGAUUUUCACAAAUGUCUGGUUCUGAGGUUCUAUUAUGACACUCUACAUAUUUGUAGAUAACUCUUAGUCGCAGGCAACGCUGGCGCGACGUGUCUUGGCUCUGUGAUGAGAAAAAUAAUAAUGCAGGUUGAAUGGAGGGUGCCAUGUUGGCGCGACGGGUGGGCGGGUCAUGCGACUUGCAGCGGAGGGAAUAGUAUGAGUUCGCGAGUCCUGUGUAUUUAUUAAAUUUAGUUAUUAGUCUAAAAUAAUGUCUCGGCCAGCAAUCUGGUGCAAUAAGGAUGAUCAAUAUAAUAUAUAUGUAAAAAAUAAUGGGAUGAAUUAAGACGACAAUUCCCAGAAACUUGGGGUAUUUAUAUUAAUUCCCAAUACUCCUCCCGCCUCCGCAGGUCGUCCCCACUCACCGCGGUCGCUCUAGCGUGGCCUGUGACUUUGUUAUAUUUUGUCUUACAUUGUUAAAUUAUAGUGUAGCAGUUUAAAUAAAAAUGUAAUAUCUAUCAUUUUUAUCAUCUCACAUUCUAUAUAAAGCACAUAUAUGGUGUUUUGAAAAUAAAGAUUUAAAUUUAUCCCCUAUUAUGUACAAUUAUACAAAUUCAUAGCUAGAUUUUUAAGACAUAAAGACACAAGAGUACCUACAUAAGAACACAUUAUUUUUGUUGUCUUGUUUAUGAGUUUGAUUAAAGUACACCCUGAAGGUAUAUCAUGUUAAAUUACAAUUUUAUUGGAAC
Messenger RNA from Zerene cesonia (dogface butterfly), 1432 nucleotides. Its product is annotated as E3 ubiquitin-protein ligase RNF181. Gene Ontology annotation, cellular component: cytoplasm. Gene Ontology annotation, molecular function: ubiquitin protein ligase activity. Bases 192 to 635 code for a protein of 147 amino acids. NCBI's taxonomy places the organism in Eukaryota, Metazoa, Arthropoda, Insecta, Lepidoptera, Pieridae. Gene Ontology annotation, biological process: protein ubiquitination. The record is from RefSeq and is a predicted model, not a curated record. The transcript is spliced from 3 exons.